Molecule: messenger RNA, 1405 nt
Organism: Mugil cephalus (flathead mullet)
Lineage: Eukaryota; Metazoa; Chordata; Actinopteri; Mugiliformes; Mugilidae
Gene: fam50a
Product: family with sequence similarity 50 member A
Exons: 13
Coding region: 171-1172 (333 amino acids)
Biological process (GO): chromatin organization
Cellular component (GO): nucleus
Source: RefSeq, a predicted model, not a curated record
GCCAUUUUUCUUGUUGUGAUCCGACGGGCCGGAGGUAUCCGCGGCUCCAACGCUUGUGGAGAAAUCCGUGUUUAUACUGUUAGAAUUGAACUUUUCCCACUAUUUUGUGGUUUGCCGGAUUUAUUCUAAGCGUCAAAGAAAACCAAACAAAUAAAACCAAAUAAAGCAACAUGGCGCAGUACAAAGGAGCUGCCAGCGAGGCCGGCAGAGCCAUGCAGCUGAUGAAGAAACGAGAAAAAGAAAGAGAGCAGCUCGAACAACUCAAGCAGAAGAUUGCAGAGGACAACAUGGUUAAAUCCAACAUUGAUAAGAAAUUCUCAGCUCACUACGAUGCCGUCGAGGCAGAGCUGAAGUCCAGCACAGUUGGUCUGGUGACACUGAACGACAUGAAGGCCAAGCAGGAGGCGCUGGUGAAGGAGAGGGAGAAGCAGCUGGCGAAGAAGGAGCAGUCCAAGGAGCUCCAGCUCAAACUCGAGAAACAGAAAGAGAAGAAGAGGAAGGAGGAGCAGAAGAGGAAAAUUGCCAGUUUGUCUUUUAAUCCCGAGGACGAAGAAGAGGAGGAGGAGGAAAACGAAGAGGAAGAGCAGGACUUCGAUCUCCCGACGAAGAAGAAGAAGCUGGGGAAGAAUCCAGAUGUGGACACGAGUUUUCUUCCGGAUCGGGACAGAGAGGAGGAGGAGAAUCGUCUCAGAGAGGAGCUGAGGCAGGAGUGGGAGCUCAAACAGGAGAAGAUAAAGAGUGAGGAGAUUGAGAUCACAUUCAGUUACUGGGACGGCUCCGGACACCGUAAAACUGUCAAGAUGAAGAAGGGUAAUACCAUCCAGAACUUCCUGCAGAGGGCCCUGGAAGUCCUGAGGAAGGACUUCAGCGAGCUCAGGUCUGCUGGCGUAGAACAGCUGAUGUACAUUAAAGAAGAUCUGAUUAUCCCACAUCAUCACAGUUUUUACGACUUCAUCGUGACCAAAGCCAGAGGGAAAUCUGGCCCCCUGUUCAGCUUCGACGUCCACGAUGACAUCCGACUCGUAAACGAUGCCACUGUGGAGAAAGAUGAGUCUCACGCAGGUAAAGUGGUGCUGAGGAGCUGGUACGAGAAAAACAAGCACAUCUUCCCCGCUAGCCGCUGGGAGCCGUACGACCCCGAGAAGAAAUGGGACAAAUACACGAUCCGAUGAUGGUCUCCUCCGGUCUCUGGAAUCCUUGUUGCAGAUGUUUUGUUAUUUUCCAUCUUAUUUUACUCUCACAUUUCACCUACUUUUUUUUUUUUUUUUUUAACUAUUUGAUCAGGCUAUUGAUCGAUGCUUUUACGUUGUGUUUAGAAGCCUUUCUGAAUGAGGCCUCGUAUGUACAUAGCCCAUAACUCAUAAACGCGUCGGAGCAUCUGUGCUUAAUAAAAAAAAAAACUGGA